UCUUCUACAUCACGAUUCAAUUCAAGCUCCAUAUCCAUCCCCUGUUUCCAAAGUAUUAAUUCAAAGAAAAAGAAAGUAAAAGAAAGGUUCUUUGAUGCAUUGGGAUGCUCUGAUUGAUUCAAAGAUUUAAAGUAAAAAGCUUUGUUUGGGAAAUUUUUUGAGUAAAUGGGUGUUGGGCUUCAUGGAUUAUGUGGUCUAAGCCUCUGCUUUUCAUCUUGGAAAAUCAAAAGGUGGAAAUUUUGAUUGCCAUGUUAGUUUUCUGGUGCAAAGUGUGAACUUUUUUCUAUGAGAAAUACGUCUGUAUGAUCAUGAAGUGGUUAUUGAUUUACAAAUAAAGGCUAUUGAUUUACCCGUUGGUGGUGGUGUUGGUGAUUGAAGAUUUUGGAGUGUGUUGAGGCAAUAUGAGGAGUAAGAAUAGGGUCAGAAAGCAGAGGAGGGGUGAGAUCAGGGGGAAGCUCGGGAAGAUUAUGAAGUGUAUCUGCUCCGGGGAGCAGUCCGGAGCACUGGAUGAAAUGGUUCCUUCAUCAGAGUCACUUGCAACCAAGGAUUAUUUACAAACUGCGAGUUCGUCUAGAGGUGGUGAGUUUGAAAAGAAGCUGGAUACAGGAAAUAUAGAAGAAGCUGAAUCAUCUCUACGUGAGAGUGGUUGUUUAAACUAUGAGGAAGCAAGAGCGUUGUUAGGAAGAUAUGAAUAUCAAAAGGGAAACAUAGAAGCAGCUCUUCAUGUAUUUGAAGGGAUAGAUAUUACUGCAGUGACUCCCAAGAUAAAACUCACCCUUGCUAGAAGAGGGGAACGGCAUAGGAGACAUUCUCGAAGUUAUGCUACCCAACCUAUGUCUAUACAUGCUGCUAGCUUACUGUUGGAAGCAGUGUUUCUCAAAGCAAAAUCAUUGCAGGGUCUUGGGAGGUUUAAAGAAGCUGCUGAGUCUUGCAAAGUUAUUCUGGACAUAGUUGAAUCUUCAUUACCAGAAGGCUUGCCUGAAAACUUUGGUGCUGACUGUAAAUUGCAGGAGACUCUAAUCAAGGCUGUCGAGUUACUUCCGGAAUUAUGGAAACUUGCUGAUUCUCCAAAUGAAGCAAUUUUGUCAUACAGGCGGGCACUCCUCUAUCCUUGGAAUCUUGAUGCAGCAAGUAUAGCAAAAAUCCAAAAAGAUUUUGCCAUAAUUCUUCUGUACAGUGGAGGUGAAGCAAGCCCCCCAAAUCUCCGAUCUCAAAUGGACAGAUCGUUUGUCCCCAGAAACAAUAUAGAAGAAGCUAUACUCCUGUUUAUGAUACUAUUAAGAAAAGUUUCUCUCAAGAGAAUCGAGUGGGAUCCAUCGAUCCUGGAUCACCUUUCAUUUGCUCUAUCUGUGGCAGGAGAUUUGCAGGCUUUAGCUAAUCAAGUAGAAGAAUUGCUUCCUGGAAUCAUUCUUCGAAAAGACAGGUACCAUACUCUGGCUCUUUGUUAUUAUGGGGCAGGGGAGGACUUGGUUGCUUUGAAUCUACUUAGAAAAUUGUUGGGUCACAGUGAGGAUCCAAAAUGUGUUCCGGCUUUAUUGAUGGCAUCAAAGAUUUGUGGGGAAAAUGCUAAUCUUGCUGAAGAAGGGAUAAGGUUUGCUUGGAAAGCUUGUGAGAGUUUGGAUGGUGGAUGCUAUCAAUUGGAAAGCAUUGCCAAUUUUUUAUUAGGUGUCUCGCUUUCAGCACAUUCGAAAUCUGCUGUUGCUGAUUCAGAGAGGGUAACAAGAGAAUGUGAGGCAGUUCAGGCUCUGGAAACUGCUGGCAGAAUGACAAGAAUGAGUGACCCCAAUAUUCUUUACCAUCUCAGCCUGGAAAAUGCUGACCAAAGGAAGUUGGAUGCUGCACUUUAUUAUGCCAAGCGCUUGCUGAAAUUGGAAGGUGGGUCUAAUAUCAAAGGGUGGUUAUUACUGGCCCGGAUAUUAUCAGCUCAAAAACGGUUUAUGGAUGCUGAAACUGUUAUUAAUGCUGCACUGGAUCAGACUGGAAAAUGGGAUCAGGGAGAACUGUUGCGGACCAAAGCUAAACUUCAAAUUGCACAGGGUCUGUUAAAAAGUGCCAUUGAUACAUACACCCAACUUCUUGCUGUUCUUCAAAUUCAGAGUAAAAGCUUUGUUUCGGGGAAGAAGCUUCUCAAGAGAAGCAGAACUCAAGCUAAGAGUUUGGAAUUGGAAGUAUGGCAUGAUCUUGCUUAUGUCUACAUAAGUCUGUCGCAGUGGCGUGAUGCUGAGAUUUGUCUUUCCAAAUCUGAGGUCAUCUGUUAUUACUCUGCUGAUAGAUGUCAUGCCACAGGCAUACUUUAUGAAGGAAAGGGCCUCUACAAGGCAGCUCUAAAAGCUUUCAUAUAUGCUUUGGAUAUUGAUCCCACCCAUGUUCCAAGCUUGGUAUCCACAUCUGUGGGUCUUAGACAGCUUGGUAACCAAUCACAUGCAGUUGUGCGAAGCUUACUGACGAACGCGUUGCGGCUCGACAGAAUGAACCAUUCUGCGUGGUAUAAUCUCGGUUUAUUUUAUAAAGCCAAGGAUACUGCAUCAUCAUCUCUAGAAGCUGCUGAAUGUUUUGAGACUGCAGCAUUUCUUGAAGAGACUGCACCAGUUGAACCCUUCAGAUUACCAGUUCCAGUAUGUACAAGUGAAAAGCAAUAAAAGAGAGAGUUCAGUUUCUGAGGUUGAGUUACAGCAUUGAGACUCCAUAAAAGCUGGUGAGGAUUAGUGGAUAGGAAACAGAGGGACCAACCCAAUUACUUGCAUGGAACAGGAAGCUUUUGAAGCCUCAACAACUCACAUGGGUGUACUUGGUUGACAACGUUUGUGAUCCUCAAAAUGAAUGCUAUAUGUUUUGUUGCUUUACUGUAGGAACUAGGAAGGAGUCGUUAUUACAUUCCAUAACCAGGUAAAUCAAGUGCAAGUUUUGUCAGGUU
This is a messenger RNA of Corylus avellana, 2914 nucleotides long. The record is from RefSeq and is a predicted model, not a curated record. Lineage: Eukaryota; Viridiplantae; Streptophyta; Magnoliopsida; Fagales; Betulaceae.